This is a messenger RNA of Corvus hawaiiensis (hawaiian crow), 1858 nucleotides long. Its product is annotated as serpin B10-like. Gene Ontology annotation, molecular function: serine-type endopeptidase inhibitor activity. The coding region runs from base 120 to 1358 and encodes 412 amino acids. The transcript has 8 exons. Gene Ontology annotation, biological process: negative regulation of endopeptidase activity. The record is from RefSeq and is a predicted model, not a curated record. Lineage: Eukaryota; Metazoa; Chordata; Aves; Passeriformes; Corvidae.
UAAGAACCUUUGCAGAACAGGCCAGGCACAUUAUAAAUUCAUCCUACCCUUCAUGUGAGCUGCAGAAACCUUGGAGACACCCAGAGCAGCAGUGUUUCUCCCUGCACAAAAUAAGGACAAUGGAUGCAUUGAAUAAAGCAAACACAAGCUUUGCUCUCGACUUUUUCAAACAGCAAUGUCAGGAAGAUGGUGACAAGAAUAUAUUGUUCUCUCCUUGGAGUAUUUCAUCUGCCCUGGCUACUGUUUAUUUGGGAGCCAAAGGUAACACUGCAGAUCAGAUGGCAAAGGUACUUCACUUUAACAAAGCUGAAGGAGCCAAAAAUGUCACCACAACCAUAAGAAUUCAUGUCUACUCCAGAACAGAAGAGAGUCUAUCAAAUCGACGUGCAUGUUUCCAGAAGACAGAAGUUGGCAAAUCGGACAAUAUCCAUACUGGAUUUAAAGCACUCAGCUUUGAAAUCAACCAACCCACUAAAAAUUACCUGCUUAAAAGUGUCAACCAGUUAUAUGGAGAAAAAUCAUUGCCUUUCAGUAAGGAAUACUUACUGUUAGCCAAGAGAUUUUACAGUGCAGAGCCACAGUCAGUCGACUUUGUGGGAGCAGCAGAUGAAAUCAGGAGAGACAUCAAUUCCAGUGUGGAACAACAGACUGAAGGUAAAAUCCAAAAUCUGCUGCCUCCUGGAUCUGUAGAUUCACUCACGAGGCUAGUCCUGAUAAAUGCACUCUACUUCAAAGGAAACUGGGCAACAAAGUUUGAAGCUGAAGCUACCAGGCAGAGACCUUUCAGAAUAAACAUGCAUACAACUAAACCAGUGCCCAUGAUGUACCUGAGAGAUAAGUUUAACUUAAACUACAUAGAAUCAGUUCAGGCUGAUGUUCUUGAGCUUCCAUACGUCAACAAUGACCUCAGCAUGUUUAUCCUGCUACCGAGUGACAUCGCUGGCUUACAAAAGCUAGAAAGAGAAUUGACCUUUGAAAACUUGUCUGCAUGGACCAAUCCAGAACUAAUGGAGAAAAUGAACAUGGAAGUUUAUCUGCCCAGGUUCACGUUAGAAGAGAAAUAUGACCUCAAAUCUACUUUGAGCAGGAUGGGCAUACAAGAUGCCUUCACAGAAGGUCAAGCUGAUUUCACAGCAAUGUCCAAGACUGGUGAUCUGUUUUUGUCACAAGUUUUUCACAAGUGUUACCUGGAAGUCAAUGAAGAAGGCACAGAGGCAGCAGCUGCCAGUUCAGCAACACUGGCAUCACGAAGUCUUGGUGCUACUGUUAUCUUUGUGGCAGAUCACCCUUUCCUCUUCUUUAUCAGGCACAACAAGACCAAGACUAUCCUCUUCUUGGGAAGGUUUUCUUCCCCGUAGAAACUUGAUUACUAAACAGGUUAUUGCAACAACAACAAUGAACUAAAUACAUACCACAAGGAGCAUCUCAAUAGUCUCUGCACUUCUUAAUUUUCCUGUACUGUUGACAAAUCUCUCAAUGUUAGAAGAGAGUAUUUAUUAAAAAUAACCUCAAAUUCAUGCCUCUGGGUCAUUUUCCUAGCCAAAGAACCCCAAAAUGCUAGCACUACACUGCAAGUACCCAACUGUGUAAAGAACAACAUUACUGUGUCUUUUCAGCACUUUCUGAACCAGAGCAUCCACAAUUCAGAACAGACUGCACUGAUCAUUUUAAAUAUACUUGUUUUGGUACCUAAGAAGCAAAGAAACAGGAAAAUCUCCCUGCUCUUGUUGCUGCCUCUCGAUUGUUUCAGCUCAUGCUGAUGCUCCCCAGGAAGGCUACCUCACCCACAUUCUUGUCAGCUUUUUACCAACUUUGCAGCCUGGCAGAGCUGGUAAUGAAAUAAACCUGCAAAAUCCUC